AUGGACACUGGCAUCAUUGGUCCAGUGACAGUUAUGGAUGGGUUUGUUGAAAAGUUCGGCAAUCAGUCUGCAACGAUACACGGUCUGCUGGUGUCUUCGAUCUUGAUUCCUGCCGCCCUCUCCUCGUUCUUUGCUGGAUAUUUAGCAGACAAAUUUGGGCGCCCCAAAGGGAUUAGCAUAGGAACCCUGAUAUUCGGGCUUGGUGCAGCACUUGAAGCCGGUGCUACUCAUGUCUCCAUGUUUGUCGUCGGGCGUUGCAUUGAGGGUAUAGGAGAGGGCUUGUACUUGGGUACAUUGGUUGUAUAUAUUUGCGAGAUUUCGCCUCCUAAUGUCAGGGGGACGUUGACGACUGGCCCGCAGUUACUGAUUACUCUAGGCCUUGUAGUUGGAUUCUUCACAUGUUACGGCACUGCUCGGAUCCAAUCCUCCAUGUCAUGGCGGACCCCAUUUCUCAUUCUGGCUUGUCUUUCCGUCGUGUUUUCCGUGGUUGCACUCACAUGGCUCGUUCCAUCUCCAAGGUGGCUCACCAUUCAUGGCCGCAAAGCUGAGGCCAAUGCGGUCUGGGAUCUGCUGGGCGUUAGCCAUGCAGAACGAGAAAAAAGUGAAAUCGAACAAGACAGAGGAUCCAUCAUUCAGGGCCCAGUCUCUCAAGAAGUUGCUGUGACCAAUGUGCCGAGUAUUGAUACCACGGUGACAGCGGUACAAGAGGGUAGCCGAUCCAUGAAACAUAAGCUGUUUGAUAUUUUCUCCAAGGAUGUCCGGUCACGUACAGCUCUUGCUGUGUUUUUGAUGGCAAUGCAGCAGCUAAGCGGGAUAGAUGGUGUUCUUUACUAUGCUCCCCUACUCUUCGAGCAAGCAGGGCUCGCAUCGGCAGAUGCCAGCUUCUUCGCGUCCGGUGUCUCAGCCCUCGUUAUUUUCACAGUGACCAUUCCAGCCCUAAUCUGGGCCGAUAAAUGGGGCCGUCGGCAUAGCGUCAUAUACGGCGGCGUUGGUAUUAGUCUCACCAUGUUUCUAAUGGGCGCACUUUAUGCAGGCAAAGCAGUGCACAGCUCAACUGGGGCAGGGCGCUGGGUCGUCAUUGUCUCUAUUUAUAUCUUCGCUGUGAUAUUCUCCCUAAGCUGGGCUGUCGGCAUCAAGAUUUAUGCCGCCGAAAUUCAACCGCAAAGGACCCGCGCCUCAGCUACCAGUCUAGCGCACGGCAGCAACUGGGCCACAAACUUCCUUGUCGCUCUUACCACACCAAUUCUGCUAUCCAAGAGUAGCUUUGGGGCUUAUUUUCUUUUUGGUGGGUGUUCAUUGAUCACGGCUGCGGUCUGUGCUUUCUAUAUGCCCGAGACCAAGGGUCGGUCGUUGGAUGAGAUCGAGGACGCAUUCAAAUCCAAGACGGUGAAAACCUGGUCAUUUAUGAAGACUGUUCGACCGAUCGCCCGGAGAGCGCCUGAAAAUAUUAGAAUGCCUGUGAUCUAA
Molecule: messenger RNA, 1467 nt
Organism: Aspergillus puulaauensis
Lineage: Eukaryota; Fungi; Ascomycota; Eurotiomycetes; Eurotiales; Aspergillaceae
Product: putative MFS sugar transporter
Exons: 3
Coding region: 1-1467 (488 amino acids)
Biological process (GO): transmembrane transport; carbohydrate transport
Cellular component (GO): membrane
Molecular function (GO): carbohydrate:proton symporter activity
Source: RefSeq, a predicted model, not a curated record